This is a messenger RNA of Pipistrellus nathusii (Nathusius's pipistrelle), 483 nucleotides long. NCBI's taxonomy places the organism in Eukaryota, Metazoa, Chordata, Mammalia, Chiroptera, Vespertilionidae. The record is from the annotation of a GenBank genome assembly.
AUGAAAGUGAAAGAAGGGGGGCCGGGGCCGGAUUGGAUUCUUAGGAUGCAGCACCGAGGCUUCCUCCUCCUCCUCGCCCUCCUCACCCUGCUGCUGGCGCUCACCUCGGCGGAGGCCAAAAAGAAAGACAAAGUGAAGAAGGGCGGCCCGGGCGGCGAGUGCGCCGAGUGGACCUGGGGGCCCUGCGCCCCGAGCAGCAAGGACUGCGGCGCGGGCUUCCGCGAGGGGACCUGCGGCGCCCAGACCCAGCGCCUGCGGUGCCGGGUGCCGUGCAACUGGAAGAAGGAGUUCGGAGCCGACUGCAAGUACAAGUUCGAGAGCUGGGGGGCGUGUGAUGGCAGCUCGGGCACCAAAGCCCGCCAGGGCACCCUGAAGAAGGCGCGGUACAAUGCCCAGUGCCAGGAGACCAUCCGCGUAACCAAGCCCUGCACCCCCAAGACCAAAGCCAAGGCCAAAGCCAAGAAAGGGAAAGGAAAGGACUAG